Molecule: messenger RNA, 782 nt
Organism: Prorocentrum cordatum
Lineage: Eukaryota; Dinophyceae; Prorocentrales; Prorocentraceae
Source: the annotation of a GenBank genome assembly
GAGUCGAUUGCGGACAAGCUGAAGAAACUCGAGAGGGAGAACCACGAUGCGGGCAUCGGUUGGAUUGAGAAUCUACUCCCUGGGGAGCACGCGGUCGAGAUCACCUUGACGAGGACGAACGACAAAGAAUAUACUCUCCUGCCGCCGUGGAUGGCGACUACUGUGAAGUGCAUCUUGCGGCAGUACUCCGAGGAGUUCAACAAAGCCUCGGAAGCUUUGGAGAAAGCCAGAGGCAAGAAGAGAGAGAAGACUGCGGCUGCCAGGCUCGAUAACUUGAGGAGAAAGGAGCGGAGGACCCACCUGCUGUGUUUCGACAUAAAUUUACGUUGGCCAGUCUGGAGUUUUGGAGAUAUCGCAGAGCGUUACCAGAAGGAUCACAUUGCAUGCUUCCAACUGGUCGCUGAUCCAGAUGCGGGUGAAACACGGAUCGUCACUAGCAAGUUCGAGUACGUGCUUGGCUUCCAGAAGGUCUAUGCGGAGACGCCGGCCAUCAAGUUAAACGAGGACAUCACGAAUGUCGACCCAGAGGCUGCGGCCUACUUGCGGGCCCUGCUGGCUGAAUACCUGGACGAGCCCGCCGGGGCCGAGGACGACCAGGAGAAGGCCGAGGGGGCCGAGGCUGCGGAGGCCGAGGCCGCGGAGGCCGAGGCCGCGGUGGCCGACCAGGAGGAGGAGGAGGCGGCUGUGGUUUUGGAGGAGCAGGAAGCCAAGGCCGAGUCCGACUCCGACACCGACAUGCCUGACGCCGACUCCGAUGACGAUGACAUGAUAAAGCUGCUGAG